Fimicolochytrium jonesii is the source of this 3387-nucleotide messenger RNA. RefSeq lists its product as uncharacterized. The coding region runs from base 244 to 3282 and encodes 1012 amino acids. NCBI's taxonomy places the organism in Eukaryota, Fungi, Chytridiomycota, Chytridiomycetes, Spizellomycetales, Powellomycetaceae. The record is from RefSeq and is a predicted model, not a curated record. The transcript has 4 exons.
AGUUUGGAUAUCUGGUUCAUGGUGGUGUCCCCGUUUCCCUGGGAAAAUGACAGCAGGAAUGACAGUACGCGAAUCUUCGAAAGCCAAUCGUUUGGAUCUGGGCAUGGACGCAACCUGCAUCUGGACGGACAAGGGAAAAGAUGAAACUGUGGCAUUGGCAUUCAUUGAUCAGAAGAUUCCAAAAACUGCCAGCCAAGGCAGAGCCAGAACUCGUGGAAGUACGCUGAGCCUCAGGGAUUCGUGAUGAGAAUUCAUGUCGAAACAAAACGGCGGCCCAUUGGUUUUCAGGGCCCAUCCUUAUUGCACAAUCGGACCGUACACAAGGACAGCAUGGACGACGAAGAAGACGACGACUUUUUAUUCGGGGAGGAUCCAAGGGAGCUGUUCUCCCAGAUGGUUUCGCAAAGCUUAUCUCCAAGCAAACCUCCGGCGUCGCAGCUGGCAGCAGAGCGGGCGGCUAUACAAUCGCCUUCGAACCACGCUUCUCCCUCGACCAAUGGAAAAACGAGGGCCGUCCCGCUACAAACGCACCAGGCGAAAUCUUCUGGGACUGGGAAGAAGGAGGCUGUCUUACCAGCAGAAAAGAGGGCUGAGACUAUUGGAAAGUCGGGAUCCAGCGCGAGCCAAGCGGUUCCGGCAAGAGCCGUGUCGCACGUCAUACUCAUCGAGGACGACGACGAUGUGGUCGAGCAGCCUCGGGGCAGGAAACGGCAUGUGGGUGGAAAACCGGCCAAUGCUGCGGCGGUGGCGACGCCCACGGUACCGCGUCAGGGUGUGCGGACAUCUACGCGUGGUCAAGAGAGCGAAAGGAGUGUUUUUGCGACGGGAUCGAGACCCGGAGAGUCUACUGCACCAUCAGACGGUGUGGCGAUGAAGAAAUCACGAUAUCCCGCUGUCGCGAGUCAAUCGAAAGACAGCGAUGGAACAGCGCCCGUGAGCAAAAUCAGCAUGAUCGAUGAAUCCGACUCUUCUACACCAAACGCCAGCCCCACUCCAGCUCAGGCCUCCUUAUCCAACUCAAAGAAGCUGAGGGUUAACCGCCGUAAUCAGGUGCUAGUUGACGAUUGGGAGGAGCAAACCCCCGUCAUCGAUUCGGAGCAUGAGACCAACUGGUGGCAUCAGGAUACACAGCAGGGGUCUUCGAGUGGAGCGCACAGGCCAUGUCAGAAGUCACCGUCAUCUAGCGCACAAGCCAUACCGACUGGUAAAGUUGGAACAUCUUCCUCACUGAAGGAGCCGAGGGCGCCAUUGAAUCGAAAGCCAGUAUCAGCGGAAAGCUUAUCAUCAGACGAUGCGGCAAGCCUCUUUGCAGGCUACAGCCAGAAUAUAACCGACUGCAAGACCAAACUCAACCCCGUAAAGGAAUCCCUACUCAAGAUGAGAAAACCUAUCAAUUCCUGGGAGAAAAAUGCGAAGAAUGUGCGGGAGACACGACUCCAAAAGCGAUUGAAGAACCUCCUAGAGACGGAUUUUGCUCGAGUUGCACAGCACAUCGACUCCCUCGUGCAGAAGGAGAGAAGUCCCAAACAACAAAGGAAGUUGCAGGCGCAUCUGUAUCGAUACGUGGUGGAGAACUAUUGGUGGACGCCGGAGGGCAAAUCGGGGGAUGAUUGGGCUUCGCUACUGGAACUGUGGGAGGCCCAUAUCAUUUCGACGAGUGGGGAGAUGACGCAGUCGAGUUCGCUGGAGGAAGCCAGUCAUGCGAGUCAGAUAAAUGAAGACUUGGAACAAACAUCCACGCAGGCGUUAUUUAUGGAAGAUGAUGUCUCGUCGGCUGGUGUUUCGCAACCUUUUGCCGGACCGUCCCAGCCUGCAUCCCGACCACCGGCACGACCGGAAAGCAGAAACGAACACGUAGAGGAGGAACAACUCUACAGCACACAGGAGGAGCGAAUCUUAGACUUCUUUACGCAAUCAACGCCCAGAUCCGCCCCGGCUAGAACACGUCCAGCACGGAGAACCCCCAUCAUGAAAAAAACAAAUAAAGCCCCCGGCGCAGGCGCACGGUCGUUAAGUCCGAAAGCAUCUCAGACCCACCGCACAUCGACGGACAUGUCUGCGAGACUAGCCGCUAGCGAGAUUCACCAGCUGAAAACGAGUUUGGCUGCUUGUGAAGCGAAGCUCGCGGAACAGAAGCGGGUGAUUGAAGCCAUGGAGAGGACCCACACUGUGGCCAGGACGUCUGUUGAGGAUCUGUGUGCAUUGCGCAACGAGGCGCUGCUGCAGAAGUUGAAGGAUCUGGAAAAGUUGGCAAUGGCUAAUGCAGCAUCGAUACCCACGUCUGCACCGCAUGCAUCAGCCGAAACCAGCACAACGUCCGACAUCGAGAGCAAACUCACACAGCUAGUCUCCCAAAAGUUCACCGAGCUCGAGUCCCGCAUGGCGACGGCCGCCACCCAGGCUUCCCAAGGCCUCGCCCGGCUUUCCACCCUCGAAACGCACGUCAAACGCCUCGAAGCAUUCCAAGAGGAGCAGUGCGGCGACAACGACCGGAUCCAUUCGGACUUUUGCCGGCUGAACCAGUGGACGGUGGAUGAGUUUACGAGUCGGGACGAGGUGUUUGGCCGUAUGAAGCGAGCAGCUGAAGAGAGGUUUGUGGACGCUGAGGGGAUGCUAGGGAAUCAUGAGGGUCGGAUCUCUAGGCUGGAACGCGAUAUCGGAGGGGAUGACGGCGGGGAUGAUCUGGAUCUGGAUCAAGGGCUGAACGACGACGAAAGUGAGGUUGCCAUCGAGAUGGUGCAGACAACGCAGACAACCGUAUCACCACUGUCUGCAACUGCCCCGACAGAAACGAACUGGCAAAUCAUCGGAAAGUUUGAAACCUCGCCAACCAAGACUUUUACGGCUCUGCCUUCUCCAUCAUCAACAGCAAGUCACGCUGCGGCAGCAAGUGCAGCGGGAUCCGGUCGGAGUACCUCCGAGCAGCCUGUGGACGCAAGCCAAAAUGAAGAACAGCACCACGCGUCUAUCCCCGACGCGUCGUUGAUCAAUCAAGAUGGUGAUUGCGAUGCUGCUGAUCGUGGAGAACCUGAUCGGAGCGCCUCGAAGCCACAAACUGAAAAACCAUCACCCAGUUCGGAUUCGGGGUUGCCAGCACCAAUGACGACGACGCCCUUGAAGCGGAAAGCGAGGAGUUUGGCCCUCUCGCGCCCUUCAUCUGACCGAGAGGAGGAUGAUGGUGGGGAGGAGGGAGAACCGCCAGGCAAGAAACAAAAACUGUGGGUGGCCGGCGCGCUCGGCUUGGGCGCUUUGGGUAUUGGGUGGUUGGUCAAUGCUGCAUGAUCAGUAUAUGGCGCGAGCUUUUGAGGAGGCGUACUUCUUGGAGUGAAUCCAGCGUGUGAGUGGGUAAUCUUCGGCAGGGAUGUACAUAGCACAUCCCGCAUACAA